CGUGUCCUUGACGCUUUUGGGAAACUGGUCCCUGAUCCCUCUGUUAUGUGAAAGAGACAGUUCUAACAGUUUCUAUAACUUACUACUGUUUUCUACUUCCUGUAAACUACUGAAAUGCCCCCCCCCCCCUCUCCCUCCCAUCAGCAUGCCCCGGGUGUACCUCGUAUCCUGGUAGGCAACCGGCUCCACCUGGCGUUCAAGCGCCAGGUUCCUACGGAGCAGGCCCGGGCGUACGCGGAGAAGAAUGGCAUGACCUUCUUUGAGGUCAGCCCGCUCUGCAACUUCAACGUCAUCGAGUCAUUCACAGAGCUGUCUCGCAUCGUACUGAUGAGGCACGGCAUGGAGAAGUUCUGGAAGCCCAACAGAGUCUUCACUCUCCAGGAUCUGUGCUGCAGAGCGAUUGUCUCCUGCACGCCCGUCCACCUGAUCGACAAGCUGCCGUUGCCCGUGGCGAUAAAGUCCCACCUCAAGUCCUUCUCUAUGGCCAAUGGGAUGAACGCAGUGAUGAUGCACGGACGUUCCUAUUCGCUGGCCAACGCGGGGGGCGGGUCUAAAGGGAACAGUCUGAAGCGUUCUAAAUCUAUCAAACCCCCCCAGAGCCCCCCACAGAACUGCACACGUAACAACUGUAAAAUCUCCUAGUGAUAGACCCUGUCUGGGGGAGGGGGAGACUGACACCCUAAACACACUGAAACAGACCCUGUCCCUUCCACUGAGGGGAGGAUGUGUAGAGCCUGUGGGGAGAACCAAGUCUGAGACCUAACCUACACCCUGAAGGGAGGAGAUACCCUGAAACAGACCUAGCCCUUACCCCAUACCCUAACCCUGGGGGAGGAGAUACCCUGAAACAGACCUAGCCCUUACCCCAUACCCUAACCCUGGGGGAGGAGGGAGGUGAAACCUAGUGUAGGAGGAGGAGGAGGGAGGUGUGUGGACACAGACUUGAGGAGACCCGACCAGACAUUUCUGGUCAACCCUCGUCCAUAGGAGGGGUUGUGCUGGAGUUGUAAUACACCCAGAAUACAUCCACACCCAGAAUACACCCAGAAUACAUCCAGAAUACAUCCACACCCAGAAUACAUCCACACCCAGAAUACACCCAUAUUACAUCCACAUCCAGAAUACACCCAGAAUACACCCAUAUUACAUCCACACCCAGAAUACACCCAGAAUACAUCCACAUCCAGAAUACACCCAGAAUACAUCCACAUCCAGAAUACACCCAUAUUACAUCCACACCCAGAAUACACCCAGAAUACAUCCACAUCCAGAAUACACCCAGAAUACAUCCAGAAUACAUCCAGAAUACGU
Messenger RNA from Oncorhynchus gorbuscha (pink salmon), 1311 nucleotides. Its product is annotated as ras-related protein Rab-40C-like. The transcript has 2 exons. Gene Ontology annotation, cellular component: plasma membrane; synaptic vesicle; endosome. Lineage: Eukaryota; Metazoa; Chordata; Actinopteri; Salmoniformes; Salmonidae. The coding region runs from base 115 to 642 and encodes 175 amino acids. Gene Ontology annotation, molecular function: GTPase activity; GTP binding. Gene Ontology annotation, biological process: intracellular signal transduction; protein localization to plasma membrane. The record is from RefSeq and is a predicted model, not a curated record.